AGUAUAUUUACGUAACAGGUUAUAACAAGAUAUAUAUACACGCGGCCUUAUUCCAUUUCCUCACGCAUGUAAACUCGUAAAGUCAAUAGUGUAGUCUAUAUACUCUAUAUAGCCUUCUCUGAAAAGCAGACAUUGGUCUAGUUAGGAUUGCUUAAUUUUUCCGUACAUCUUCGGUACAUUGCUGCUGUAUAUAGUACCGAGGCAGUAUUAGCGGUCAUUUAAUAUUACAUCAGUCACGGGCAAAUUUUAGAUUUUUUUUUUCGCUUGAAAGAAUGGCUGCUCAGUGGAUCCGCCAGAUUACGUUUCUAAAGGCUGUUGGGAUUCGACUAUACAGCAGUAAUAUUCACAAGUGCACUCUCAUUCCUGGAGAUGGCAUAGGACCAGAAAUUUCUGCUGCUGUGCAAAAAAUUUUUGAAGCGGCUAAGGUACCUAUAGAAUGGGAAUCAGUAGAUGUAACACCCGUUAGAGGACCAGAUGGAAAAUUUGGUAUACCUCAAGCAGCUAUUGAUUCAAUAAACAAAAACAAAAUCGGUUUAAAAGGACCUCUUAUGACUCCAAUUGGCAAGGGUCACCGAUCUUUAAAUCUUGCGUUAAGAAAAGAAUUCAACCUCUAUGCUAAUGUUCGUCCAUGUCGAUCCUUAGAAGGUUACAAAACUCUUUAUGACAAUGUUGAUGUUGUUACAAUCAGAGAAAAUACUGAAGGAGAAUACUCUGGUAUUGAGCAUGAAAUUGUAGAGGGAGUUGUACAGUCUAUUAAACUUAUCACUGAAGAAGCCUCAAGUAGAGUAGCUGAAUUUGCAUUUCAAUAUGCUCAAGAUAAUAACAGAAAAAAGGUAACAGCUGUGCAUAAAGCAAAUAUUAUGAGAAUGUCAGAUGGUCUUUUUUUGAGAUGCUGUAGAGAAGCUGCUCAAAAGUUUCCUAAUGUUAAAUUUGAAGAAAGAUAUUUAGAUACUGUUUGUUUAAAUAUGGUCCAAGAUCCUAGUCAAUAUGAUGUUCUUGUAAUGCCCAAUUUAUAUGGUGAUAUUUUAUCUGACAUGUGCGCUGGACUAGUUGGAGGUUUAGGUUUAACUCCAAGUGGGAAUAUUGGUUUAAAUGGUGCUCUUUUUGAAUCUGUUCAUGGAACAGCACCUGAUAUUGCUGGACAAGAUAAAGCCAAUCCUACAGCCUUGUUACUAUCUGCAGUUAUGAUGUUAAAGUAUAUGGGUUUAAAUAAUCAUGCAAGAAUUAUUGAGCAUUCUGCUUAUGACACUAUUAAAGAAGCAAAAUAUUUAACUGGUGAUUUAGGUGGUUCUGCUAAAUGCAGUGAAUAUACUAAUGAAAUAUGUAAAAAAGUUUCUGGGCAAACAAAAUAAUAUUUUAAAUCGCAUGAAUCUGAUGGAAUAAGAACUGCUGAAUACUCGUAGAAUUUAUGCCUAUGACAAAUGUCUAAAAGUUACGCAUUUGCUGAUCUCUUUCAUAAUAUUGUUUUAUUGUUAUUAAAGUAUACAACUAAUAUUGGAAAGAAUAUAAAAAAGUACCAAAUAUUUAAAUCAAAGUUUAAAAGUAUUUAAUUGCGUUAGUGAUUAAAUGUUUUCAAUUUUAUUUUCAUUUUAUUAACAAAGCAUUUUAAUUUUAUGCUGAAAUGUUUUGCAAAUUUACUUAAAAUCAAGAUGAACUUAUAUUUUAUAGUUGUAUGAAAACAUUUUAGUUUGUUCAUCAUAUAAUACAAAUUUAAAAAAUAAUAUAAUUAUAUAAAGUAAUUAAGAUUAUGAAGUAUAAAAACAAAACCUUAUGUAUUAUAAAAAACAGUUAAUAAAAUUAAAUUAAAUUUGAUGGGUUGCAGUGUUACAUGUAAAAAAAUUUCCCUUUAUAUGGAAAUUUGUGUCAAGUUUUAAGGGGAUGUCGUAGCUAAAAACACUGUUUUUCUAUCACACAUAGUUUUUUUAAAUAAAACAUAGUGUUAAGACUAAUAAAUCGUUCUACGGAAGGAAAUUUCGAUCAGCGGAAAUACGAACAGAUGUUUACGCAAUUGGAGCUAACCUCAAAAUGAUUGUCACAACUCAAUUCCAGAUGAAACUUUUCAAAUAAAACUUGCCAUGAAAAACCGAAUCUGUAGCGUCAUAGUGUUAAGGGGAUGUGGGAGCUAAAGCUUCCAAAAUACGCCACGAGGUAUUUCGUAUUUCAAAUGCCAAAAAAAAACUAAAAGUCUAAUUAACUUUUUCUUUUUGGUAGAAUAAUUAAUUAAACUUAAUAGAAUGGCGCUGUGCUAUUUAUAUUGAUAGAAAUUAAAAUAGUAAAAAGUUUAUUGUUUCUACUUAGUUUUAAGGUUAGCGCUGAGAUCGCGUAAACACCCAUUCGUAUUUCAAAACUUGUUAAAAAACUAGAAGUCCAUUUGACAAUUUCUUUCGAUAAAAUGAUUCUUUGAAUCAAAUACUAUUGUGCUCUGGUGUUAAUUUUUCAUUGCACGAUUUAUUUAAAAAGUUUCAUGUCCCAGAAAAACAGUGUUCAUAGUAGUGUAGAAUACCGUCAGUAAAUUAACAAUGGCGUUAGGAAAACAUUGAAAUUAUAAAUCGUAUUAAAUAAAAAUUUGACAAAUUUAUUCCAAAUACGUAAUUGCCCAUUUAACUAUUUGAUUUCUUAUAUUUUUUUUACCAUAGUUUGUCACCUAUAUAAAUAAUUAUUUGAAUGAAUUAUAUCAUCAUCAAAUAAAAAAUUAAUAGUAAAUAAAAACCAGUUUAUACUUGCCUACCUUUUACUUUUUGAGAAAGGUUUUAUUUUUAAGAUUUCACGAAUUUUUAAGGGUAAUCAAUUAUUAUAAUAAAAACUAUCCUCUUGAUAGAUAUAUUACAUUAUACCUCACUAACUUAAAAGAGAAUCAUCAAACUGGUGUUAAGAUAGUGAGUAUUAGUUUUAGUUCAAAAGCAACCGUCAAAUAAAAUUUGUAAAAUAAAUAGAUGUACAGCUAGAAUCUCCACAGCAAUACCUACAACCAGUAUCCACACAUACCUCAUAAACUACGGAGUGAUAAGUAACCCUCGAAACCCUUGACUAACGAGUUUCGACUAAUUAUGCUACAAAUUUCUAUGAAACUCUUGGAGACGACGUUCAUACUGUCCACCCUGGGCACCAUGUACCUCGGAGGCUGUUGCCUUCGUGAUAUUCGUGUUCAGCGACCUCAAAAACCUCCGAGUAGCAAAGCUGGACUCAUUUUAAUAAAUACUAUGCACCGAA
Molecule: messenger RNA, 3210 nt
Organism: Nasonia vitripennis (jewel wasp)
Lineage: Eukaryota; Metazoa; Arthropoda; Insecta; Hymenoptera; Pteromalidae
Gene: Idh3a
Product: probable isocitrate dehydrogenase [NAD] subunit alpha, mitochondrial
Exons: 6
Coding region: 273-1352 (359 amino acids)
Biological process (GO): isocitrate metabolic process; tricarboxylic acid cycle
Cellular component (GO): mitochondrion
Molecular function (GO): isocitrate dehydrogenase (NAD+) activity; magnesium ion binding; NAD binding
Source: RefSeq, a predicted model, not a curated record